This is a messenger RNA of Aspergillus aculeatus ATCC 16872, 1089 nucleotides long. RefSeq lists its product as uncharacterized. The coding region runs from base 1 to 1089 and encodes 362 amino acids. The record is from RefSeq and is a predicted model, not a curated record. NCBI's taxonomy places the organism in Eukaryota, Fungi, Ascomycota, Eurotiomycetes, Eurotiales, Aspergillaceae. The transcript is spliced from 6 exons.
AUGACUCUCGAGUAUGCUAGCCAAACCAAGGGACCCAAGAUCCUCGGGGUGUUUUGGGCCUUUUUCUCCGUGAGUGCUGUCACGGUGUCCGCUCGCCUCUACAUCCGAUCUCGGAUGCUGAAAAACAUCGGCUUGGACGACUAUAUCAUUGCACUCGCGACAUUCAUCCUCGCGGGGUACACCACCCUCACCACCGCCGUCGUGGCUCUAGGUUACGGCAAGCACACGGCCGCCAUCGUCGAGAAAGGAGGCAUGGAUCGACUAGAACAAGUGCUGCUGCUCAACUAUAUUAACUUCGCGCUGGGCAUCAUGUCAUUUGCCACCCCCAAGCUGGCCAUUGCUGCACUGUUAAACCAAAUCUUGAACCCCGGGCGCUUCCACCAGGUCUUCCUGUGGGCGUUGGCAGGGACGGUGUUCGUGACAUCGAGUAUCUGCAUCAUUGUGCUGUUCACCAUGUGCGACCCGCCGCAGGCUCUCUGGAAGACACAGCUGUUGAGCCAAGGUGCAACGUGCCGGGCGCAAGUUGUACUGGUGGACUAUGCGAUAUUCACUGGAGCUGUCUCCGCCUGUGUCGACCUCUAUCUAGCGGUGUAUCCCACGGUCGUUCUCUCGUCGCUGCCAAUGACGUUCAGAAAGAAGAUCGCUCUAUGUGCGGCGCUGGGAUUGGGCGCCAUUGCGUGUGCAAUGGCCAUCGUCAAGUAUGCAACUGCCGACCUCGUCAUCUGGACCAGCCUCGAAUCGAACGUGAUCAUCCUGGCCUCGUGCAUUCCGACACUGGGCCCACUCUACGAGAUGGUCCGUGGCCGACGCUCGUGGAGCUCCUACCAGCGGUACUACAAGGGCCACGCGAUCGAGCUCGCUACCUCGCGCAACCGCCCGUUCAGAAAGGCGAUGAACUACAUGCUCACGCACGAUGAGCUGCUGACGACCAACAUCGGGACUCUGAAGAAUGGCAGUGAGGACAACAUUCUACCAAGGGAGAUACGGAACCAGGGUUAUGUAAUGGGUCAGAUUCACCGGACGGACAAAGUGGUGGUCGAGUAUGCGAAGGCAGGUCUAAAGACACAGAAGCUGAAGCCAGCAGUAUAG